Molecule: messenger RNA, 301 nt
Organism: Cylicocyclus nassatus
Lineage: Eukaryota; Metazoa; Nematoda; Chromadorea; Rhabditida; Strongylidae
Source: the annotation of a GenBank genome assembly
AUGCAUCUUCUGACUUCACUGCUGUCCCUGGCCCUUCUGUGUGGACUUUCUUCAACGGCACAGUACAAACGAAAUUUGGAUCUACUGGAUAUGAUGAAAACGCCACUGUUAAUGACAUAUCGCGAAGAAGUUCCGGAGAAUCAGCUUUACUAUUUGACGCAAUUGCAAGAGGUCCCAAAUGCACAUUAUUUCCGGCGGAAUGGUGUUGUACCUCGACUCUAAUGCAAUUAAUUUAUUCUUAUAAUGCUGAAAGUUCCACAAAUACUUUGUUUGUAAGGCCUAUGUAAACAGUAUUGUGAAU